UCUGCAAGCCAAGGCCCAGGCAGGGCAUGGUGGCGCCGACGGCCUUGUAAGAGCGAAGUUACCGCGGGGCCCGCCAUGCGCCGGCGGCCCUGACAUGGGCGCCAGCGGCUCCAAAGCUCGGGGCCUGUGGCCCUACACCUCGGCGGCGGGGGGUGGUGGCCCAGAGGCGGCGGUCGCUGAGCAAGCUUUGGUGCGACCGCGAGGCCGAGUCGUGCCCCCCUUCGUAUUCACGCGCCGCGGCUCCAUGUUCUAUGACGAGGAUGGGGAUCUGGCUCACGAAUUCUAUGAGGAGACAAUCGUCACCAAGAACGGGCAGAAGCGGGCCAAGCUGAGGCGGGUGCAUAAGAAUCUGAUUCCUCAGGGCACCGUGAAGCUGGAUCCCCCCCGCAUCCACGUGGAUUUCCCUGUGAUCCUCUAUGAGGUGUGAGCCUGGGGGGUGGCAGGCAUAAACACCCCCUGCCCCAGCAAGACACCCCCAGGCUCAAGGUGUGGCUUCCAUUGAGGAACCUAGGCUGGGGCCACAACAGUGAAUAAACUCCACUGGCCUGGAACCUUCAGCUGUGA
Molecule: messenger RNA, 564 nt
Organism: Dama dama (fallow deer)
Lineage: Eukaryota; Metazoa; Chordata; Mammalia; Artiodactyla; Cervidae
Product: tumor suppressor candidate 2-like
Exons: 1
Coding region: 95-427 (110 amino acids)
Biological process (GO): inflammatory response; regulation of mitochondrial membrane potential
Cellular component (GO): mitochondrion
Source: RefSeq, a predicted model, not a curated record